GCGCUGCUGCCGGGCAUGUCCGGCGCGCCGGAGCCCGCAGCCCCCGGCUCCUUCCAGAGCCCCCGCAAGCUCCCGAAGCGCAAGAGCCGCUUCAAGCGCUCGGACGGCAGCACCUCGUCCGACACCACCUCCAGCAUCCUCCGGCGGCAGGGCUCAGCGGAUUCCUACACCAGCCGCCCGUCCCUGGACUCCGACGUGUCCCUCGAGGAGGACCGCGAGAGCGCCCGGCGCGAGGUGGAGAGCCAGGCCCAGCAGCAGCUCGAGCGGGCCAAGCACAAGCCGGUAGCCUUCGCCGUGCGCACCAAUGUCAGCUACUGCGGGGCGCUGGACGAGGAGUGCCCGGUGCAGGGAGCCGCCAUCAACUUCGAAGCCAAAGAUUUCCUGCACAUCAAGGAGAAAUACAGCAAUGACUGGUGGAUCGGGCGCCUAGUGAAGGAGGGGGGGGACAUCGCCUUCAUCCCCAGCCCCCAGCGCCUGGAAGCCAUGAGGCUCAAGCAGGAGCAGAAAGCCAGGAGAGCUGGCAACGCCUCGGGCCUCGGCGACAGCGGGAGCCGGCGAUCGCCUCCCCCUUCCCUAGCCAAGCAGAAGCAGAAGCAGACGCAGCACAUCCCGCCCUACGACGUGGUCCCCUCCAUGCGGCCCGUGGUGCUGGUGGGACCCUCGCUCAAAGGAUACGAGGUCACCGACAUGAUGCAGAAAGCCCUCUUCGACUUCCUCAAGCACAGAUUCGAUGGCAGGAUCUCCAUCACCCACAUCACGGCUGACCUCUCCCUCGCCAAGCGCUCCAUCCUCAACAACCUGGGCAAGCAAGCCAUCCUGGAGCGCUCCACCACCCGCUCCAGCAUCGCCGAGGUGCAGAGUGAGAUCGAGCGCAUCUUUGAGUUGGCCAAGUCCCUUCAGCUGGUGGUGCUGGAUGCUGACACCAUCAACCAUCCGGCCCAGCUGGCCAAGACCUCGCUGGCGCCCAUCAUCGUCUACGUCAAGGUGUCCUCACCCAAAGUCCUGCAGCGGCUCAUCAAGUCCCGCGGCAAGUCCCAGGUGAAGCACCUCAACGUGCAGAUGAUGGCAGCUGACAAGCUGGUGCAGUGUCCCCCGGAGCUCUUUGAUGUGAUCCUGGAUGAGAACCAGCUGGAGGACGCCUGCGAGCACCUGGCCGAGUACCUGGAGGUGUACUGGCGGGCAACACACCACCCCUUGCACGCGCCGCACGCUGUGCCCUCGCCCACCAGCAUCCCGGGCCUGCAGAGCCAGCAGCUGCUGGGGGAGCGGGGCGGCGAGCACUCGCCGCUGGAGCACGACAGCCUCAUGCCGUCGGACGAGGCGAGCGAGACGUCGCACAAGACCUGGACGGCCUCGUCGCAGCGCAGCUCCCGGCACCUGGAGGACGAGUACGCGGACCCCUACCCGGACCUCUACCAGCCCCACCGGCACCACAACAGCGGGCUGCACGGCCCCGCCGGCCACGACUCGCAGGAUCGCCUGCUGGAGCGCGAGGCCGAGCGCAACCACAACGACAGGAACUGGCAGCGCAACCGGCCCUGGGCCAAGGACAGCUACUAG
Molecule: messenger RNA, 1560 nt
Organism: Rhea pennata
Lineage: Eukaryota; Metazoa; Chordata; Aves; Rheiformes; Rheidae
Gene: CACNB3
Product: calcium voltage-gated channel auxiliary subunit beta 3
Exons: 14
Coding region: 16-1560 (514 amino acids)
Biological process (GO): calcium ion transmembrane transport
Cellular component (GO): voltage-gated calcium channel complex
Molecular function (GO): voltage-gated calcium channel activity; protein binding
Source: RefSeq, a predicted model, not a curated record